This is a messenger RNA of Phytophthora nicotianae INRA-310, 723 nucleotides long. RefSeq lists its product as hypothetical. The coding region runs from base 1 to 723 and encodes 240 amino acids. Lineage: Eukaryota; Oomycota; Peronosporomycetes; Peronosporales; Peronosporaceae. Gene Ontology annotation, molecular function: nucleic acid binding; RNA-DNA hybrid ribonuclease activity. The record is from RefSeq and is a predicted model, not a curated record. The transcript is spliced from 2 exons.
AUGGGCGAACUGUGCCAUGGGGCGUUGCCUUGUCACAGUACGACCUGGACAUCCGGAAGAGAAUAUUUGGACGAGAUUGCCGAAUCCCUGAUUCCGGCUAAGGGACGUGUCAAGGCACCCCCAGUGGUGAGUAUCGAGAUGCUCGAGGAAGAUUACCAAGGUGUCGUCCUAAGUUUCGACGGAGCCGCCAAGACGUCGACCAGGAGGGGUAGCUGCGGUUGUAUCUUAUGGCGACUUCCCGAAUGGAAGAUCAUCGAAGCGCGAGGAUAUAUCCUGGAUGAUGUCACGGUGAACGAUUCGGAAUACUACGGAUUGUUACACGGCCUGAAGUUGGCACGUGAGCAUGACAUCCAAGACCUUGUUGUCGUAGGUGACUCGAGGAUCGUGAUCCAGCAAGUUCAAGGACUAAUUAACUGCAACAAGCCUAAUCUGCAACGGAGACUGGCUGAGUGCGAAGUGCUACGGAAGAGAUUCAAGACAGUCAGGUUGGUGCACGUCAAACGUGACUUCAAUCAGGCAGCCGACUACUUAACAUCCAAGACACUCGCUCUUGGGGAGUCCUGGACGGUUCAAGAUGACGAAGAAAUCCGGCACCUGGAAGUCGUGUCCAAAAUCCAGGAGCAGAUGACGAAGCGGCCAGAGGUGGUCCAGGAUGCAGAAGUUGGUGUCCAGAAGGUGAUCGAUGAGGAAGUCCUGACCAGCGAUGUUCCAAAGCCUGGUUAG